Messenger RNA from Rhineura floridana, 8017 nucleotides. RefSeq names its product lysine demethylase 6B (gene KDM6B). Lineage: Eukaryota; Metazoa; Chordata; Lepidosauria; Squamata; Rhineuridae. The record is from RefSeq and is a predicted model, not a curated record. Gene Ontology annotation, cellular component: MLL3/4 complex. Gene Ontology annotation, biological process: heart development; regulation of gene expression. The transcript is spliced from 24 exons. Bases 716 to 5296 code for a protein of 1526 amino acids. Gene Ontology annotation, molecular function: RNA polymerase II cis-regulatory region sequence-specific DNA binding; chromatin DNA binding; protein binding.
GGCGGGCGCGGAGCGCGUGUUUGCGUUGGGAAAUGGAACUGCGCAACCGGGGAGCGGACUUUUCCAGGCGCGCAGCCCCGAGGAUGCCGGCCCGCCAGAGCCCGCGAGCUCCCUCCCUCUCGCCCCGCCGCCGAGGCCCCGGGUCGGGGGGGGGCGCUGCGGGAGGGGCGGAUGCUCCUGGCGCCCGGUGGCCCAGCGGCUCGGCCAAGAGAAGGGGCGGAAGGGAGUCGGGGGCGCCAGGCUCCUCCCCCACCCCGCGGCAGGGCAAGGGUGCUCUAAGCCCCCAUUCUUCAUCAGCCCCUUGACUGGUUGGAGCUAGCUGCUCACCCCUUGGCCCACUUCCCUCAAAUACAGAUUGGGUUCCACAACAUGGCGGGGGCGUAGUGGUAUCCUCCCCCCCACACCAGCCGCGUCUCGCAUGGGUCCGGUUUGUGUGGGGGGAAUCGGCCAGUGAGAGAGCUGCGACGGGAACCCCCCCUGCUUUGACCUCAUUAAGAGACGGAGGUGAAAGAUGAUUGGUGGCCACGUGAAAGACGACGCGUAAUUGGCCAUCUUCUAGGAGAGAAAAAAAGAGAGAGAGCCACUAAGAGCUUCUCCGCUCAUAAGGAGCCACGAAGGGCAAGGAUCAGUAAGACAAGUGGUUGGCUUCACAGAUGAAAGCACCUUGUCCACUUCCUCAGAAGGGAGAAGCCGAAACGGAUCCCAAUUUACCGGCAUGCAACUGGCCAACUCUGGUUCAUCGACUGUGUCCAAGGCGCACAGGAUCGAGCUCCGCUGGAUGCAUCGCACAGUGGAGCAGUUAGGGGGCCGUGCUGGACGGGACCCCUUUUCUCUCGGCAGCCUGGGCUGCAGCGGAGCAUGGAGUUCGUGCCAUUCCCGCCCAUGGCUCCCGGGUGGCAGGUGCUCUGCCAGCGUCGGCCAGCCUCAGCUGCCCACGCACCUGCCCCCUAACCAUGGCUCUAACAUGGGGCAACACAGCAAGGGCUACUUCCCCCCAGGGAAUCUGGCCCCACGCCCCCUGCAUGGGAAGCUGGAGGCCAUCCAUGGCUGUGUGCAGGCCCUGCUGCGGGAUCAGGGGCAGCCCCAGCUCUGGGAACAGCUGGGCGAGAUCUACGAGUCGGAGCAGGAUUGCGAGGAAGCCAUGCGCUGCUAUCAGAACGCCACCCGGUACCAGCGUGACUACGGCAGCUAUGGAGAGAUCCACGCCCGGAUUGGACGCCUGCAGCAGGCUCAGCUGUGGAACUAUCAUUCAGGGCCAUCUCAUCACCGGCCAAAAGCAUUGCCCCCACUGCAGCAAGUCUGGAACCUCCUGCACCUUGAGAAGAGGAACUUCUCUGCCAAGCGCAACCCCCAGCUGAAGAGGCCUGGCCCACCUCUGGAGCCGCCUGUCGUCCAGCCCAUGCCGCCAGUCCAGCACCCGCCACACCCGGGGCACGGCGAAGAGAUGCCCACCCCCAUGAAGAGGCGGAGGAGCACCAGUCCUGACCAGAAUGGUAACGGGGUAUGCCAGCAUCUUCCUGGGCUGGGUAUCUCUGGCAACCCCCACUACCAGCUGCCAAAACUGGGAUUAUGGAAUCCCCUCCAUGGAGACUCGUGGGGACAGGAACGCAAGAAUGUGGCUGCCCCAGAGAGACAAGAGCAGAGGAACUCAGUGGCUCACCCCUUCCCGUAUCCGUCUCCCGCCUAUGGCUCGCAUCCACCCCCGCACCGCCUGCCGGCCAUGGCUCCCAGCCCCCGCACCCCGCCAGCACACCGGCCCUCCCUUGACAGCCAUGGCUGCCUGGCCCGGCCCAACGGAAGUGACCUUAGAGACAGCAGAGCCCCCCGGGUGCGUCCAGACUCCACCGCCACACCAGCAACUGUUGCCUGCGUGCCUUACGCCCCGCGCCCAACCCCGGGAGGGCCCUCCACCACCACCAUCACCAGCAAGACCACCUCGCGGGGGCAAUCAAACCCUGACAGCCUUGCUUCCGACCAUUACCAGACGCCGGCAUUGGAGCCACCCAGUCUGGCCCAGGAGAACAGUGGGCGCAAACCACCCUUGCUGCCACCGCCCCGGCCAAGCCUUGCCCCCCGCAACCUGCCCUGUUCUCGCAUGCCACCUCCUCUGGCCAUCAUCAGGGGGCCCCCACCAGUGGUUGCACGACCCCCCGCAGCCCCACAGUGCCCUCCCCCACCACUGCCGCCACCGCCGCCUCCUCCUCCUCCUCCCCCACCGCCUCCAUUGUCCUGGCUGAAGGGCUCAGCGUUCAGCAGCAAAGCAGGAGAAGGGGAAGCCAGCGGGGACCCUCUGGGUGAUAUUUUGUUUGGAUGCAGGGAACCUCCUCAGGGGCAGCCUUCUCCUCUUGGGGCUUGUGACUCGGGGCACAGCUUCCAGGAUUCCAGUACCAGCAGUCAGAACAGGCCCUUCUCUCAUCCUGGAGAAGGGGCUGAGGAGAAACCGAGCCCCCAAAGAUCAACCAGCCCCGAGCCCUCGCCAGCCUCUGAAUUCUGGCUGUCGGAAAAUAGUAGCCAGGACGAGAAGGGUUCCGGUGGCACCAGGGCCCUGGCCCCGAGCCCCACGAUUACCUCAGGAACCUUCAGGUCUGCAGAGAGCCCCCCUCAGCCACCAGUGCUGCCCCCACCACCCCCGCAGCUGCCCCGGGCCUCCUAUCCAAAGACGCCAGACCCAUCAGCGGUACCCUCUGCUGUGGAGGCUGCAGCUGACCGCCUCUUCGGCUUUGCCAGCCCACAGCUGGAGGAUCAGUUUGAGGAGCCCCCCGAGUUCUCCAAGAUUCUGCCAGAUGGCCUCGCGAAUAUCAUGAAGAUGUUGGACGAGUCGAUCCUGCGCGAGGAGGAGGAGCGUGAAGAAAGCUUCCCUCCACCCCCACCGCCCGCCCCACUCCUCCCUAGCCCCCCACCUUUGGCAAGGCCAAAACCACCAACCCCGUCCACCGCUUCGUUUGAUUAUACCAAGCCCCCUGGGCAGGAUCCACCGGAGCCACCUUGCCUGUACCGUUACGGCAAGCGAGACGGGGAGGAGCGGCCACCGGCGUCUACCGUGGCGGGGGCAAGCAAGUUUCCCCAGCACAGCACGGCGUCUCUGUUGAAGUCUCUGGCUGACGUGCUCGAGGGGCAGAAACACUCCCAUCGGCCAAAACCGCUGACUCCCCCAGGUGCUAAGAGUGUUCCUCCGGCAGGUGCCAGCCAGGGUGCUGCACCCCAUUUCUCUACCUCAAGCCAAGGCUGGGUUGGAGGAGCAGGAACAAUGGGGGGACGAGCAGCCACUCCUCCACCACCGCCCACGCCCCGGCCCAUUAAGACGGAAUCGGAGGUACUAGAAGAAAUCAGCCGUGCGUGCGAGACGUUGGUGGAGCGAGCAGAGCGGGAGAAGAGUCCCCCUCCGCCUGCCACGCCACCUCCGCCACCACCUCCCCCUCCUCUUUCAGCUCCUACGCCGCCGCCACCACCUGCUCUGGCUCCAGCUCCACGCCCCAAGGAUGAGUCCCGGAAACGGGAUAGGGAGCACCGGCGCCACCGCCGAUCCAGCAAGGACGGGUCACGGCGGCACCGGGAGGGCAAGGCCCACAAAGAGAAAAACCGGCAAAUUCUGGGCAGCUUGGACGUGCAGAGCUCUGAGAGCCAGGCGCGGGAGAAUGGGGCCAAGCCACCGCCGCCGCCCCUACCACCACCCCCUGCAGUCCCCCAGCCUGAGCGGCGGCUUCCCAUCAAGAAAGAAGAAGGGGCCGUCAGCACCGGCUCCACCGUUGUGUGCUCGGCUGACCUCCUCAAGUUGCGCUCCUUCACGGAAGGGCCCCCAAAGGAGCUGAAGAUCCGCCUGAUCAAGGUGGAGAGCGGAGAUAAGGAGACCUUCAUCGCCUCUGAGGUAGAGGAGCGGCGCAUUCCCUUGAGCGAACUCACCAUCAACCAUUCGGCCACGGAAGUAGUGCGGGCCAGCAAGCACGCCAAGGUGAAAGGGAAGUUCAAGGAAUCUUACCUGUUGGCCAGCCACUCUGUCAAGCCUCAGAUCAACAUGGGCGAAAAGCUCCCGCGGGAUAAACUCAACCCUCCGACCCCAAGCAUAUACUUGGAGAGCAAGCGGGAUGCUUUCUCUCCCGUCCUCCUCCAGUUCUGCACUGACCCCAAGAACCCCAUAACCGUCAUCCGGGGCUUGGCAGGAUCACUGCGCCUAAACCUAGGCCUGUUCAGCACAAAGACAUUGGUGGAGGCCAGCGGGGAGCACGCUGUGGAAGUCCGGACGCAAGUGCAGCAGCCCUCGGACGAAAAUUGGGACCUGUCGGGGACAAAGCAAAUUUGGCCAUGUGAGAGCAGUCGUUCGCAUACCACCAUCGCCAAAUACGCCCAGUACCAGGCGGCCUCCUUCCAGGAGUCUCUUCAGGAAGACAAGGAGACAGACGAUGAGGAAACAGAUGAGCCUGAUAGCACCACGGAGACGCCCCCGAGCAACCCUGACCAGAAACCGCACCAGAUUAUCAAGUUUGGGACCAAUAUUGACCUCUCGGAUGCCAAGCGGUGGAAACCACAGCUGCAGGAAUUGCUGAAGCUGCCGGCUUUUAUGCGGGUCACGUCAACGGGGAACAUGCUGAGUCAUGUGGGACACACUAUCCUGGGCAUGAAUACCGUGCAGCUCUAUAUGAAAGUGCCCGGCAGCCGCACGCCAGGCCACCAGGAGAACAAUAACUUCUGCUCCGUGAAUAUCAACAUUGGGCCGGGUGACUGUGAAUGGUUUGCUGUCCAUGAGCAUUAUUGGCAGAGCAUCAGUGCCUUCUGUGACAGGCAUGGUGUGGACUACCUGACUGGCUCUUGGUGGCCCAUCCUAGAAGACCUUUACCAGUCCAACAUCCCUGUCUACCGCUUCAUCCAGCGCCCUGGAGACCUUGUGUGGAUUAACGCGGGGACAGUGCACUGGGUUCAAGCCACUGGGUGGUGCAAUAACAUCGCGUGGAAUGUUGGCCCAUUGACGGCUUACCAAUACCAGCUGGCGCUGGAGCGCUACGAAUGGAACGAGGUGAAGAACGUCAAGUCUAUCGUGCCCAUGAUCCAUGUCUCCUGGAACGUCGCCCGCACUGUCAAGAUCAGCGAUCCCGACUUGUACAAAAUGAUCAAGUACUGUCUGAUGCAGUCUAUCAAGCACUGCCAGGUGCAACGUGAGAGCCUCGUGUGCUCUGGGAAGAAGAUUGCCUAUCAGGGCCGCGUGAAGGAUGAGCCAGCCUACUACUGCAAUGAAUGUGAUUUUGAGGUUUCCGGACCUCCUUCAUGCCUGACGGCGCUGAGAAGCGGGGGUAUAAAAGAAUAGAAGGGUCAAACAGUGAGUAUGAACUGCGUGUUUUUUAAAGCAGUGGUGGCAAAGGGAGCGUAUCCACGGCCGACUAGGGCAACCCUUGGACAGGAUCAAGGAGCACAGAAAUUUCAUAUGUCAGGCAGACCUUUUGGCUCAUCGAAUCACCCAUGGCUGACGAUCCAGAGUCUUGAAGCAGAAGUCUCCCUCAAGCACCCCUAGGCUGAAAUGCAUCGUCGUGAUGGAAACACGAGGAACAAAUAAUUUGAUAUCACCCCUCUCUGAACCAAGGGGAGAAGAGCCCCAUUGGCUGACGUUAAACCCAAGCUGAGUUGUGGCUCCUGCACCUCAAAAAGAGUAUUGCAGAGAUAGGGGGACACUCAGAGAAAAGCAACGAAACUGAUCAAGGGGAUGGACUCUCCUAUGAGGAAAGGUUGCGGUAUCUGAGGCUUUUUAGUUUAGAGAAAAGGCGGGUCAGAGGCAACAUGACAGAGGUGUGUAACAUUAUGGAUGGUGUGGACAGAGAGAAGUUUGUCUCCCUCUCUUGUGACUCUAGAACUUGUGGACAUCCAGUGAAGCUGAAUGCCGGAAGAUUCAGGAAAGACAAAAGGAAGGACUUUUUCACGCAGCGCAUAAACGAUGGAAUUCGCUCCCGCAAGAGGCCACCAACUUGCAUGGUUUAAAAAGAAGAUUAUUCAAAGUAACGGAGGACAAGGCUGUCAAUGGCUACUAGCCAUAAUGGCUAUGCUCUGACACCACGGUCAGCGGCACGAUGGCUCUGGAUACCAGUUGCUGGGAUUCACAAGUGGGUAGAGCACUGCUGUUGCACUCAGAUCCUGCUUGGGGCUUCCCAGAAGAGGCAUCUGGUUGUCCCCUCUGAGAAUAGGAUGGCAGACUUGGUGGCCCUUUGGCCGGAUCCGGCUUGCUAGGCUCUUCUGAUGUUCUCGAGGGUCUAGUGCCGAUUGGAUAGAUCAAGAGACGCCAGAGGUUGCAGUUUCUGGAUGCAGCCGCGAUGAUGCAGCUGAACUAACGAGGAGGGGAUAUCUGUCAUACUGGCUGUGUGGGCAGUGUGGAUGGAACAGCCCUGCAAGUGCCUUGAGGCAGGUUGAAAGUGAGCAGCAGGGUUGGGGAUGAUGACUUCGCUAAAGCCAGGAAGCUGCACAAACUUGGCUGUGACUUUGGAUGGGCCAAACAGCCACCCUUGCCAGCCACUGACAGCACCCAUGUCAGCUGGAGAGCAAUGACUGGGCUGUAGCGAAGAGUGACCAGGGAGAGGGCUGGUUGUUAGCCAAGACGGGGCUGUCGUGGUGCUUGUGGGGUGAAAGGCUCACAGACGUGGAUGCAGGAAAGAGGGCACUGUUUCCAGAGUCCCAUUCCCUGUGCCUGCUACAGCAGCCAGCACAGGUCCACCCUUGCCCCACCGCAACGGUAUUCAUCCAAGAGCCCCGGGGGAUGAUGCAUGGAAGAGCCUCCCUAGAAGGUGCCAAGAUUACAGGGCCCCUGCCUGUUACGAGGGGAAGGCUGGAUCGAGGCCUUCUGCUCUGGAGGAAGCCUUUUGUGCCACGAUGUGUCGGGGGGGGGGCACACAGCUAUAGAUGGUGUUCAAGGGUUGUGGCGCGUAAACGAAGCGUGUUACUCUUAUUUCGGCAGAGAAGAAAUAAACUACUUUCCCUCUUGCUUGUGUGUUGGUGUGAUUCUUCUGAGGUUCCACAGUUGUGCCCUUUUUUCCAGUGAGAAACCAGCCCCAAACUUUGCACGUUCCCUUUGCCCCUGUGUCCAGGGGGGGUUUACUUACAGCCAGUGUGAAGCAUUCUCGAUGGGUACAGCAGGUGAGGCAUGGUCACAGUGGGCAGCAGCUAAUGCUGAUCUUGGGGGAUUUGCCACUAGGCAGUUUCUGCAGGCUGUGUCCAUGCACGGCUGGCGUUCUCCAGGUGAUGGCAGACAGGCAUCUGCCUCCCCCUCCCCGGGGGUGUUUAGCUGGUAAACACAGAUGGCCUGCCCUUCUCAUUCCCCCCCCCAUGUGGUGACAGAGGAAGAGCCAUAGUUUGCCUCCGCUGAUUGUGGUGCAAAAUGGUGAUGGGUGGAAGAGGUCCUUGAUUUGCACCCUAAACUAUGGGUAGCCAGAAGCAAUUUGUUACCUUGGUGUGAGAUAAUUAUGGUUUUGUGUGUACAUUUGUUAACUGUGGAGCUUCAUGCUAAGAAUAAAGGUUUGGAGGGUUAGAGCCUGGAAAGUUCUCUUGGGACCCCAAAGACGGAGCAUUUAUAAUUUCCAGAAGUUGUAAAGAGGAGAAGGUGUUGGAAGGAAUUAAAAUCAAACUGCAGGAGGAGGUGGCUGAGACGUGCCAUGCAAUUAAGGGGGAUUUAGCAGCUGAGGGUCUCGGAGAGCACAAUUGCAAAGGGUUAUGGGUGGGGCUGGGCCCUGGGCCUCUUGGAGCCUCAGGGGGCUGAUCAGUUUGUAGUGUGGUUAGGGGAGGGGGCCGUUUUGCUUGCUUCCCACUCACCCAGGUGCCUCUUUUCAUUCUUCAGACUAGUCCCUGGUGAUCCCAGUUCCCGGCUCCCCCACGUCUCCAUUAACUGGCCAGGGGGAGAGGACAAGGCCACACAUCCCGUUAGGGUAGGCGCUAAUGUCAGUGUGCUCCUUGCAGGUGGAAGUGUUCAACAUCCUCUUUGUGACGAGCGAAAACGGUGGCAAAAACACAUACCUGGUGCACUGUGAGGCCUGUGCCCGCAAGCGGAGCU